Molecule: messenger RNA, 501 nt
Organism: Pipistrellus nathusii (Nathusius's pipistrelle)
Lineage: Eukaryota; Metazoa; Chordata; Mammalia; Chiroptera; Vespertilionidae
Source: the annotation of a GenBank genome assembly
AUGGUUUGGAAGUGCCCGAUGAACAUUCCUUGGCCUUUUGUUGUACGCAUCCAGAGGAUCAGAGGGGUGAGCGUAAUGGUACAGAAAGCCAUGGCAAGGCUUCGCCUGAAGAAGAUUCUCAGUGGUGUCUUUGUCAAGACCAUAAAAACGCUGCGUACAAUGGAGCCUUAUAUGACCUGGGGAUUUCCAAAUCUGAAGUCUGUCUGGGAGCUCAUCUUGAAACGUGGGCAAGCCAAGGUCAAGAAUAAAAUCAUCCCUUUGACAGACAACACAAUGACUGAGGAGCAUCUGGGGAAGUCUGAUGUCAUUUGCUUGGAAGACCUCAUUCAUGAAAUUGCCUUCCCAGGGAAGAAUUUCCAGGCCAUCUCAGGGUUCCUGUGCCCUUUCCACCUCUCGGUGGCCCGCCAUGCUCCCAAGAAUAGAGUGGGCUUCCUCAAGGAGGUGGGCACCCCUGGGUAUCCAGGUGGAUGCAUCAACCAGCUCAUCCAGCAGCUGAACUAG